AUGACUGUGUGCUCUUCCCGUUGGCUCUUUCAGGCAUCAUGGUGCGCAUGAAUGUUCUCGCAGAUGCUUUGAAGAUCAUCAACAAUGCAGAAAAGCGAGGAAAACGCCAGGUUCUUAUCAGGCCCUGCUCCAAGGUCAUUCAGCGCUUUUUGAGUGUCAUGAUGAAGCAUGGCUACAUUGGAGAGUUCGAAAUGAUUGAUGAUCACAGAGCUGGAAAAAUUGUUGUUAAUCUCACCGGUAGAUUGAACAAGUGCGGUGUUAUCAGCCCCCGAUUCGACCUCCGGCUUAAGGAUUUGGAGAAGUGGCAGAAUAAUCUCUUGCCUUCUCGACAGUUUGGGUACAUAGUGAUGACCACUUCUGCCGGCAUCAUGGACCAUGAAGAAGCGAGACGAAAACACACUGGUGGAAAAAUCCUUGGAUUCUUUUUCUAAACAUGUAAAAAUUUCUGGAAAUAAACCAUAUUUCACAGGGACA
Messenger RNA from Scleropages formosus (Asian bonytongue), 474 nucleotides. Its product is annotated as 40S ribosomal protein S15a-like. Gene Ontology annotation, cellular component: ribosome. The coding region runs from base 39 to 431 and encodes 130 amino acids. Lineage: Eukaryota; Metazoa; Chordata; Actinopteri; Osteoglossiformes; Osteoglossidae. The record is from RefSeq and is a predicted model, not a curated record. Gene Ontology annotation, biological process: translation. Gene Ontology annotation, molecular function: structural constituent of ribosome. The transcript is spliced from 4 exons.